Molecule: messenger RNA, 1656 nt
Organism: Rotaria sordida
Lineage: Eukaryota; Metazoa; Rotifera; Eurotatoria; Philodinida; Philodinidae
Source: the annotation of a GenBank genome assembly
AUGGCGGCAAGAUUAAGUGAACCGGACAAUAACUGGACUGUGCUAGCGUUAGAUCGUGGGAGUGCAAGUGCUUUGACACCACAAUAUGAAGUGGACGGCGAUCUUAGUGGUGUAUAUGAUCCAAAUUAUUUCUCUGUGCCGCAAAACUAUCUGCUGGGACGUCUAGUACGAAAUCCACGAUAUUAUGGUAUUGGUGGAACAGCCAUGAUCAAUGGGAUGACCGCGGUUGCGCCUUCUCGACAUUUGCUAGAUCAACUAUGGCCAAAUGGAUGGAAAUGGGAUGAUCUAUUCCCUUAUAUGGUAAAGAUCCAAAAUCAUUAUUGUUACUAUCUUCCAUCAUCAUUAACUGGAAUAUCCGAUGCAGAUUGUCGAUUGUGGCACGGUCAAGAUGGUCCAAUAGAUAUAGCUCCACCAUUAUUUGGGAACAUGUCUGAUUUACUGAUUGAGAUGAUGAACGAAUGUGAGCAAGAUGUUGGAUUCAUGACUGAUUAUGACAAUCCUACUAAGCAAUAUGGUUGCUAUUUUCAGCAACAAUUCCGUAAACCAUUGAAUAAAACGGAUCCGAAUUCUUCAAGUAUACGAGCAAGUACAUGGGAAGCUUAUUUGAAAGGAAUUAAUCGUACGAAUCUUCAAAUAUUGGAUUCAGCAACUGUUUUAAAACUUGUUUUCGAUGAUAAUGAACCUACGAAAUGUAUCGGUGUAGUGUAUGAAUAUAAAGGACAAGUGUACACAGCCACAGCAAAGAAAGAAGUUAUUCUGUCUGCUGGUGUUUUUGAUACACCGAAGCUUCUUCAACUAUCUGGAGUCGGUCCAAAACUAUGGCUUGAACCCUUUGGCAUUAAAAUCAUAGCAGAUAAUUCAGAGGUAGGAAAAAACUUUAUGGAUCAAAUGGCAGUUUAUACGGCUUUUGAAACUACUGAACCAGUGCCCCCAUUACCAUGGGGUGCUGACACUUGUGGAUGGUUGUUGAAUAGUAGAUUAAAAGAAAGCUAUAGCAAUUGGACGGAUAUUCAGAUAUAUUGUUAUUCUCAAUUUCCCGGAUUAACAUUAGAUGUUCCAAUAGUCGGUUAUGAUCCGAUUCUUGCUUAUUCAAAUCCACCUAUUUCAUUUAUGACAUUUCUUGUAUUCAAUACUUUACCUGAUGCUCAUGGAACAGUAAAAAUUCAAUCUUUAUCACCGUAUGAUCGGCCUCAAAUUGAUCACGGCUGGCAAAAUCUGUCCGAAUAUGAUCAAAUGAAUCUUCAAUACGGCGUAAAUUUUGUUCGAAAUAUGACUACGAGUACUCGGUGGGGUCAAAAAUAUGUUAAACAAGAGUUAUUUCCUGGAAAUCGAUACGGAGGAUCCGAUGAUUUACAUCGACGAUUGAAUUUGUGUAGCGCGUAUCAUCAAGUUGGCACUUGUGGAUUGGGAAAAUGCACGGACAAUCAAGCUCGGGUGCUUGGAAUAAAAAAUGUUCGAAUUUGUGACGUUAGUCUAUUUCCAACCCAACUAAAUGUCAAUCCAACAUUUACACUCUAUAGUAUGUGUGAAAAAGUGGCACAUCUUGUCAGAGAUCAACAUUCCCAUGAUCCAACAAAUAUCGCCAGUAUAUAUCACUGUCAAAAACUGAAGCUUUUCAUUUCGAUUGUAUUUCUUUCUUUAUUUCUUAAUCAAUAA